UGCCAGAACACCGGCAUUUUUGCGCCGAAUGAAGGGAGGCGCUAAGCGGCAACGCUGUGGGCCGAAGGGCCUUGACGUGAGUGAACGUCAAAAAUUUCCAAAAUAAAACAUAAACAAGGAAAAUGGAAGUGGGUGCUGUGAUCCGCCUGCCAGAAAACUGUCUGGAGCAGAUUUUCUCGUACUUGAGCUUGCGCGACCUCCGGAACUGUUCCCUAGUCUGCAAACGGUGGUACGACUUUUUGAACUUUGAAAACAACGAUGUGUGGCGGCUGCAUUGUAUCCGGAAGCUGGCCGAAGAAGCCCUGAAGUCCGACCUGCUGUCGUCCGUUCCCACUUACAAGGCGAAGCUACGGGCCUUCUACAACGCCUGGAACCCCAACGACUGUUCGCGAAACAUCUACAUCAAGCCCAAUGGGUUCACGUUGCAUCGGAACCCUGUGGCCCAAAGCACGGACGCCUGCAGAGGCAAAAUCGGCUUCAGACACGGCAGACACUGCUGGGAGGUGAUAUGGGAGGGCCCCUUGGGCACGGUGGCUGUCAUCGGGAUCGCCACAAAGGACGCCCCUUUACAGUGUCACGGCUAUGUGGCCCUGCUGGGCUCUGACGAGCAAAGCUGGGGCUGGAACCUGGUGGACAAUCACUUGCUGCACAAUGGGGACGCCCAGGGCAACUACCCCCUGCUGAACAACGCUCCAAAGUACCAAGUGGGGGAGCGCAUCAAGGUGAUACUGGACUGCGACGACAACACGCUCUCCUUCGAGAAGAACUACGAGUUCCUAGGGGUGGCCUUUCGGGGUUUACCUGACAAAAAACUUUACCCAACAGUCUCGGCCGUUUAUGGCAACACCGAGGUUUCGAUGGUCUAUUUGGGGGCGCCUCUAGAUGGCUAACAAACCCUGAACACGACCAGCUUGAUACAGUGCAAAAGAUGGAGAGAGAAUUCCUAUGUCUGCAACAUGAUGGUUUGGCCCCAAUGGGGCCCGAUUGAGGUCGGUCUGGUUUGCCCAUUGUGAUAUACUCUAAUCUCGUUUUGUCCUUUUUAACUUCCGACACCAACUGGGACCGGUCCUGGUUGUAAAUAUUGAGCGCUAGGACGGUUCUCUGCACCAAAUCGCUCACUCAAGUUACUCGUGAAGUGUUUGGUAUCAACUCUGCACUUUGGUUGAUUACAGUUUGACUUGAUUGGCGUCGUCUAACGAUGGAACUUCCACACGUGAAACUUUAUUUACAGUUUAUCCCAAGCAAGUUUUCCGAUUUGUGCUUCAAAAAUAGUGCUGAAAAAUUUCUAUUGAGACAUUGAGACGACGCCCUUUGAGCCCGAGUGGAGUUUCGGCGGCGAAUUCGCCAAAAUGUUGAGACACUCCACUUGAAAGACCCCGUGCGAUUUGGGAGGAAUUGAGGCCGCAGCCCUGUCUAGAAUGUUCCUAGUUUAAGGCUGGAAGCCCACUAACGAAAGGGUUUUAGGGGCUGUUUCCACUUCACGUACUUGAUCGAGUUGAAAGAGUCGUUUUUGCCAGAGAGGAUCGGAUAAUUGCUAAAUCAUUAGCGCUAGCAACUCACCUGGUAGGUUUUAUAGUGAGGACGAUCCGAAUCGUAGCUUUUUUGGGUGGUUUGAUGGACUAUUUCGAUUCAGAAGCAGAAGAGCAACUGGGGAUUAUGGGAGACUAAUAUUUUACCGGGUCGUGCGUAAGUUGGGCAAGGGUUCGGCAGAACAUUUGCUUUAAACUCUCGCAUUUGCAACGUUGAGCAAAGUGUUUUUUGAUGAAAAAAUUGCGAGAUGCUACAAAACACUGUGCAUUAAUAAUGUUCCAAAUCAAAUUUAUUCCUGGGUUUCAGCCAUUUAUUGUCUCUUGAAACACUGUCAGGAAAGUAUAUACAAAUAAUAAUGUUUCACGUUUUACCACCAAGUGAAGAAUUUCACAGGUUGUAGAUAAGUUCUAUAUCGUUGAGGCGGAGUCAUUUUUUCACAAACUGUUUGUUGGAUAUUUGGACAGAGUUUGUAAAAACAAAAAUUUACAAUUUUAUCUCCAAGAAUUUCCAAUAUUUUCUGCAAAAUUGACCAUCAAACCCCCAAUUUACUGGGAAAUUAAUCCCACUCCUGAAGAAGCUUUAACAAAAAAAAAACUGUUUCAAACACCCAGUAGAUUUGAAGGAACAGCCGCGAGUUCGUCCUUCGACUGCACUAGAAUAGCGAUAUUAGAUCUCAUAAUUGAACAGAUUUACUUUCGGAGUGAAUGUUGUUACACAUUUUGUUGAGUUUUACGCCUCCAGCACUAGUUCGAACACAUCUUCCACAUGGCAAUUGUUGGUUCAGCCGGUUGCUUUGUCCAUUUGUAAAUAGUAUUUUUGUACAGUGCCGCCCCUUAAUAGAUUAACUAGGAAAAUUACGAAUAAAAGCCAUUUCUUUGGAUGGUGCUCGGAUUUAUUGCCCUUCUUCGUCGUCUAGUCAUUUGCUGUGAUUUUUUCGUUUUGUUCUGUUUAGUCGUUCAUUCGCUCUCUAAUUGUUGUAUGUCUGUUUAGGUAGACGUGUUGAACAAAAUGUACAAAGUGUAUUUCUAUUAUUAGCAAUUUGAAAUAUAAAUUUAAUUACGUG
Dendroctonus ponderosae (mountain pine beetle) is the source of this 2593-nucleotide messenger RNA. RefSeq names its product F-box/SPRY domain-containing protein 1 (gene Fsn). Gene Ontology annotation, molecular function: protein binding. The coding region runs from base 123 to 890 and encodes 255 amino acids. The record is from RefSeq and is a predicted model, not a curated record. Gene Ontology annotation, biological process: proteasome-mediated ubiquitin-dependent protein catabolic process; synapse assembly involved in innervation. Gene Ontology annotation, cellular component: synapse; SCF ubiquitin ligase complex. The transcript is spliced from 2 exons. Lineage: Eukaryota; Metazoa; Arthropoda; Insecta; Coleoptera; Curculionidae.